Molecule: messenger RNA, 4021 nt
Organism: Odontomachus brunneus
Lineage: Eukaryota; Metazoa; Arthropoda; Insecta; Hymenoptera; Formicidae
Product: putative ATP-dependent RNA helicase DHX57
Exons: 12
Coding region: 1-3768 (1255 amino acids)
Cellular component (GO): intracellular anatomical structure
Molecular function (GO): ATP binding; metal ion binding; RNA binding
Source: RefSeq, a predicted model, not a curated record
AUGGAUCAUUAUAGCAUGAAAUUAAUAGAAGAUCUUCCAGUGGAUGGAAUAACUACAACAAAUGAUAUCGUGAAAAACAAUGGACCAAAAAAGCCUACAAGUUCUUCAUCAUACAGCAAGCUCAAAGUGGAAAUGCAAACACUGCAGAUAUCUGAGGAAUCUGAACGACAGCUAUAUGAUACUCUCAAACAUAUUUAUGGAGCUAAAUUCAAACUUUCUGAUGCCUCUGAGUUUGAGAACAAAAAGUCAAACUUAAACAAGCAGUACUGGAUGGAACGUGGUAAUUUGGUUGUGAAAGAAAUAGUGGAUUAUUCUUCCAAAGACACAACUUCCAAAAGUGAAGAGCAAAUAACAAGGGAAUUUGCAACUUCUAAAUUGGAGAGCUAUGGUUUUCAUGUCUCACAUUGCAUAGAAGCUUUAAUGCACACAGAUGGUGAUUUAGGUAAAGCUUUAGAAGUACUGUUUUACAAGUACUAUGGAAUUGAGGAGAUUUCACAAAAUAAAGAUUCUGUAGACAUUGAUGAAGCUAAUCUAUUGGUGCAGUUAUAUGAAGAGAAAGAAAUAAUGGAAUCUAUAUAUGGGGAGGCUUUUCAUGAGAAAAUAAAAAAUUGUAUUUGGACGGUACAAUUGAAAUUAAAUUAUUUAACAAAUAAUCAGGAAACUGAGAGAGUUGUUGUAAAAGAGAAAAAGCAAGAGAAGGAGAAAGAGAUAUGUCGACUUUUUGUACGCAAUAAAUGCAGAUUUGGUGACAAGUGUAGAUUUUUGCAUCAACUGCCAAAGAAAGUAUCAAACACACCAAUUCAGAAAGAUCCAUAUUUUACAUUAGAAAUAAGAUUUCCUGAAGGUUGUAAGUAUCCAUAUGAAGCGCCCUAUUUUUAUAUUUAUAAGAACGAUGGGAUGUUUCCACGUAUUGAUUGCCUAAGAAUAGCCAGAAAAUUGCAUAACCACGCAUUAUCAUUAGCCAAUCAAGGCACAUCUUCGUUAUUUUCCACAAUUUCAUUGUUGGAGUAUGAUGAUGAAUAUAAGAUAAAAACCUAUUUAGAGGAGAACAGAGAACAAUUUUUGGAUCAAUUCGAGCCAUUGUUUUCAAAGAAACCGGAAAAUGAGGAGGAGGAAGAAAAUGCAGCCAGUCAUUAUAAACUCGGUAGCACUAAUAAGAAAAACAGAGAUCGUAUUUCCUGGGAAGAGAUCAUCAAAGAGGACAAUUUAAUAGAAAAAAGAUUUAAAGAGAAACAGAAGAACACUAAUUACAGAAAAAUGAAGGAGACACGAAAGAAAUUGCCUGUAUGGUCUAAUAUGACUAAAAUUUUAGAAACUGUACAACAGAAUCAGGUUGUUAUUAUUUCAGGUGAAACCGGAUGUGGUAAGAGUACUCAGGUGCCGCAAUUUAUUUUAGACGACUGGAUUAUUAACAGAUCACAGUCAGAGGAUAAGCUUCAUGUAAAUAUAGUGUGUACUCAACCCAGAAGAAUAAGCGCUAUAGGAGUUGCGGAACGAGUGGCGGCGGAGAGAGACGAAAAUAUAGGAGAUUCUGUCGGUUACCAAAUACGUUUAGAGAGUAAGAUGUCCAGUAAAACAAGAUUGACGUUCUGCACCACGGGGAUACUACUGCAGAGAUUAUCUGCGAGUUUCGAGUUACCGGACGUGACUCACGUCAUAGUCGACGAGGUGCACGAGAGGAGCGCUGAGAGCGAUUUGCUGCUGAUGCUUUUAAAGGAAUUAUUAUUGAAAAGACCGACUUUGAAAGUGAUACUGAUGAGCGCGACGCUCAAAUCCGACACGUUUUCCUCGUACUUUGAACAAGCGCCGGUCUUAAAUAUCCCGGGAAUGACUUUUCCGGUGGAGCAAAUCUUUCUUGAAGAUGCAUUUGAAAGAAUAGAAUAUGUUGUCGAGGAAAAUUCAAAAUUUACACGUACAAUUAGGGGCGGUUGGGACCAACUUGAAAUCGAUUUGGAAGUCGCUGAUAUCGAAGGAAUACCUGCUAACACUCCCAAAGAAUCUAUCCAAGAUGAGAAUUUGACGUUAAAACAACUUGUUAGCAGAUAUCAUGGUUACUCCAGACAAACGUAUAAAAAUUUAUAUAUUAUAGAUCAUAAAAAGAUUAAUUUUGAAUUUAUAGAGAAGAUUCUGGAAUGGAUUGUUUUUGGAGAACACGACUACCCCAGAACAGGUUCUAUUCUAGUAUUUCUGCCAGGCUUUGCUGAAAUUCUCACUUUAAAAGAUCAAUUGUACGAUAAUAAGUACCUCUCACCGAAGACUAAACAAUUCGUCGUCGUGCCGUUACACUCGAGUCUCUCUAAUGAAGAACAAAGUCUCGUAUUUCAGAAAACCAAAAACGGCGUCCGUAAAAUUGUACUCAGCACAAAUAUGGCUGAAACGUCUAUUACUAUAGACGAUUGCGUUUUCGUGAUCGAUACAGGAAUGAUGAAAGAAAAUAGGUUUAACUCGGGCUUGAACAUGGAGAGUCUAGAGACUUGUUGGGUGUCACGGGCGAAUGCUAUGCAGAGAAAAGGUCGAGCUGGUCGAGUAAUGCCCGGAGUCUGUAUUCACUUGUACACUUCGUACAGAUUUAAAUAUCAUUUCGCUGGACAACCUGUACCCGAAAUACUGAGAAUUUCUCUGGAACCACUACUUUUACGUAUUCGGUUUAUGCAUAAAGAGAAAAUGAUGGAUCUGCAUAAGAUAUUUGAAAGAAUGUUGGAACCACCCACGCACGAAAAUAUCACGAAUUCCAUAAAACGCUUGCAGGAUGUCGGUGCGUUUGACUCAAGAUGUAUGUUAACGCCACUCGGUCAUCACUUAGCCUCGUUACCUGUGAACGCAAAAAUCGGGAAAUUGAUAUUAUUCGGUGCGAUUUUCUGCUGCUUGGAUUCUGCGCUGACUAUCGCAGCCUGUUUAUCGUACAAGAAUCCGUUUUACGUACCAUUCGAGAAGAGACACGAGGUUGAUCCCAAGCAAGAAUUCUUCGUGGCUAACUCGGAUCAGUUAACCGUUCUCAAGGCUUAUAAGAAAUGGUUAUCCGUUCGUUCACGAGGCGCUCAAGCGGCACAAGUGUUCGCCAACUUGAACUACUUAUCCGUGCAAACCUUUCAUACUUUGGCGGAUAUAAAGUACCAGUUCUUGGAAUUGCUGGUAUCGAUCGGUUUCGCACCUGUCGACUUACCUAAGAGACGGCCAAAUGUUGACAAUAUUUUAGAGAUUACUGGUCCUGAAUUGAAUGUCAACAAUGACAACUACAAGUUGCUGCAAGGUCUCCUCUGCGCGGCGUUGUAUCCCAACGUGGUAAAGGUUUUCACACCGGCAAAGUCAUUCCAAGUGCAAUCAGCUGGUGCAGUUCCUGUUCUGCCUAAACCAGAGGAGUUGCGUUUUCAAACCAAGGAUGACUGUUUUGUCUACAUCCAUCCGUCGUCUGUGAAUUUUCGCACCAGUCACUAUACAAGUCCGUAUCUAGUAUACCAAGAAAAGAUUAAAACCAGUCGAGUUUACAUCAAAGAGGUUUCUAUGAUACCAAGCUUACCAUUAUUAUUAUUCUCUGGUUAUCAAUUAAACAUGGAAUUGCAUAAUGGCACAUUCAUUCUGUCCUUGGGGGAUGGCUGGAUCAUGUUUGUAGUGGAGUCACAUAGGGUGGGUCAACUUUUGCAACGUAUAAGAACAGAACUAGCAAAAUUGUUACAACAAAAGAUGCAGGAUCCUCUGUUAAAUCUUUUAAAUCAUCAAGAGGGCAAACAAAUUAUACGUACGAUUGUAAACAUAAUAACAAAAACAUAGACAAAUGUUGUUAAAUAUUUCACUAAAACUUUGCGAAGCAUAUUUACAGUUACCAUGGAUAUAAAAGAAUAUUUUCUUUAAAUAAGAUGAUUAUGUGCUUACCUAGACAAUGUGAAUAAGAACAUGUUUUUUUUUACCUGAGUAAUUCACUGUGAUAAGCCAAUUGAUAUCAAACUAUUUACUCAAACAUGCUGUAAUACAAGAAAUGCUAUGAAUUUUGUGCGAAGUAAUAAAAAUUAUUUCUUGAUAAUAA